GCAUUUUUGUCAUUCUUCGGUCAAAAUUGUCGUUAGACCUUCUGCGAGAACGCUUUAUCAAGCCGAUGAACCCAGUUCUCACCGGACUUUUUUUUCCGGUUUCCAGUUUCUACUGAGCCAGCCCCUUCUGCAGAUUGAGCAAACAAGAGGAGCAGAACCUCGUUGUUAAGAGUCAGCAGUUUCGUCUAGGGCGAACGCCAUGCACGCUCUAAUUCGCAAGUGCGCCGCUGCUCAUGUACGAGCCAACACCAACUUCAUCCACAUUUCAACAUCUACAGCUCCCUCAAUAAAAGAGACGGGCCUCUACGGCUUUCAUCAUUUGAAAACUCCCAAAGGCUUCCAACGAUUCGUUGACGAUGCUAUUGAGAGGUCACAAGAACUUGUGAACUAUAUCGCUGGCAUGCCCUCAUCUCCCGAAAUUAUCCGGGCAAUGGAUGAGAUUUCUGAUACUGUGUGCUCAGUAAUUGAUUCAGCUGAAUUGUGCAGACAUACUCAUCCAAACAGGUGGUGAACUAGGAUUGAAAUAAACCUAUGCAUUCGUAUCUACAGUUUCUGAUCUUCUUUUCAAUUGCUUUGAGUACUUACAUAAAAAUUGUCACAUUUUAGGGAGUUUGUUGAUGAGGCAAGCAAGGCAUCCUUGAGAGUAAAUGAGUUUUUACACUAUCUUAAUACAAACCAUAGUAUAUACAAGGCAGUGAACAAAGCAGAAAAAGACAGCAAUUCACUCACACAUGAAGCGCAUAGGGCAGCCCGCUUUCUACGAAUGGACUUGGAGAAGGGUGGAAUCCAUCUUUGCUCUGAAAAACUGGAUCGAGCUAAUGAGCUUGCCAUUGACAUUAUUCAGUUGUCUAGAGAGUAAGUAUAAUGAAAAUAUUAUUACUGACCCAGGCCAUGUGGAUAUAUUUCCAGCGUCUAAGAUCCCUAAAAAAUUGCACCACCUUGUCAGCCCUAUCUAUCGUAACCUGCCAGGUUCAUCUAAGGGAUCUUGGGGGUUAAGAGAUAAAACCAAAGAAAAAGGAUUUCGCUUAGCAACUGAGUCAAGUACUCUGCAAGGCUUUCUUCAAUGUGCACCAGAUGCUGGGGUCAGGAAGGUGGCAUAUGUUCAAGGAAAUUCUGUUCCACAUGCAAACCUUGAGGUUCUUGAUAAGCUUAUUGCAACUAGACAUGAAUUUGCACAGCUUAUGGGGCAUAAAUCUUAUGCUGAAUUUGCUCUGCAUUCUACUAUGGCUGCAUCUCCUGAAGUGGUCAUGUCCUUUUUGCUUGAGAUGAGCAAAGUGGUCAGACCCAAGGCUGAUCAAGAGUUUGAGGCGAUUCAGAAUUUCAAGAGAGAGAAUAGUGGUGAUCCCAAUGGAGAGUUGGAUCCAUGGGAUGAGGCGUACUUCACGUGGUUGAUGAAGUCUGCAAAAUACAAGUUGGACUCCUCGGCUAUAGCAUCAUAUUUUCCUUUACAACAGUGUAUCGAGGGUUUGAAGGUUUUGGUUGAGUCACUCUUUGGUGUGACCUUUCAUGGAGUACCCCUUGCACCUGGUGAAUCAUGGCAUCCUGAUGUGAUGAAGAUAGUGUUACAUCAUCCUACUGAGGGAGACCUGGGGUACUUAUACCUCGAUCUAAAAUCAAGAAAAGGUAAACAUCCCAUUUGUGCUCAUUUUGCUAUCCGAGGAGGGCGUCAAGUUUCUGAGACAGAAUACCAACUUCCUGUUGUAGCGCUUGUUUGCAAUUUCUCUGGGUCGAGUUUGGCUCCGGUGAGGCUUAACCAUUCUGAAGUAGAAACACUUUUCCAUGAGUUUGGGCAUGCUCUACAUUCAUUGCUUUCAAGAACGGAAUACCAACACUUUUCCGGUACGAGGGUGGUUCUUGAUUUUGCUGAAACGCCUUCAAACCUAUUUGAGUCCUAUGCCUGGGAUUAUCGGGUGUUAAAGACAUUUGCUAAACACUACUCAACUGGUGAUAUUAUUCCCAAAGAACUUGUAGAAUCAAUGGUGGGAGCUAAAAAGAUGUUUGCUGCAACUGAAUUGCAACGCCAGAUUCUCUAUGCACUAGUUGAUCAAACACUCUUUGGGGAGCAGCCAUCCGCAGGGAUAGAUACGAUGGCAAUUGUUGCAGAUUUAAAAAGACAACAUACAAGUUGGACGCAUGUGGAUGGAACACAUUGGCAUACCCGAUUCAGUCACCUUACAAACUAUGGCGCAGGUUAUUAUAGCUACUUGUAUGCAAAAUGCUUUGCCACGAGUAUCUGGCAAAGGAUGUGCCAAGAGGAUCCUUUAUCAUUGGACACUGGUUCGGCUUUGAGAACAAAAUUCUUGCAGCAUGGAGGAGCCAAAGAUCCAGCUGAUAUACUGAAUGAUCUUGCUGGGAGUGGCAUUGUAAGGAGUUGCCAUGGGGGAAUAAUACCGGACAUUACAAGCCUUUGCAAGGAAAUGGAACUCUUGAAAUGCUAAAAGGAGUUCUACCCCCGCAUUGAGAAAACACAUUCCCUCCACUGUACUAAACCAUGAAUUGUGCACGCAGAUAGCAGCCCACCAUUGAAGAGUUGGAGUUGAUUUUAAAAGAAGCUUUCCAUCGUAAUAACAACUAAAUAGCGCUGAUAUGGUGAUUUCAUCACGGCCAAGCAAGCAAAUUAAAGUAUUUUCAUGCAUGUCAUUCUUUAAGAUGGCGUUCAGAGGAAACACCUCAUGGCCAGACUAUUUAUUGAGCAAUUCUUCGGCGAAACUACUUAUGUGUAUUUUGAUUAUUUUUUGCUUAAUUUGGAUAGUGUUUCUAUAUCUGAUAAAACCAAAGAGAUGUAAUGAUGCUGGGAGUAUAUCAACAACAUAUCUAGUGUAAUCUUACAAAGUAGAGUUUGGGGAGGAUAAAGUGUUCAUAGACCUUACCCCAAUUUUGGAGGUAGGAGACUGUUUUCGGAUAUUCAGCUGAA
This is a messenger RNA of Solanum tuberosum (potato), 2914 nucleotides long. RefSeq names its product probable mitochondrial intermediate peptidase, mitochondrial. Lineage: Eukaryota; Viridiplantae; Streptophyta; Magnoliopsida; Solanales; Solanaceae. The record is from RefSeq and is a predicted model, not a curated record. Gene Ontology annotation, biological process: peptide metabolic process; proteolysis. The transcript has 16 exons. The coding region runs from base 732 to 2438 and encodes 568 amino acids. Gene Ontology annotation, molecular function: metalloendopeptidase activity.